AUGGAAGGAGAAAACACAUUGAUUGAAGAUGUACCUAUAUUGGAAAUGGAGGAGGAGGACCAAUAUGAUGGAUCUGAUCUAGAUGAUUCAGAACAUGAAGACAAAUCUGAUUACACUUCCAGUGAUUCCGAUAGCAACAGUGAUUCCGAUAGCAACACAGAGACUACAAAUAAAACAAGGAAGAGGGGAUUGACUCGAUUGCCAAAGUUACGGACCGAACAUACAAAUUCUGGUGGAAGAAAAAAACGUGUAAAGUUUGAUGAAUUUGGAAGGUUUGCAGGGAAGUAUAGAUCACAACUACCUAGUUAUCUGGGAGACCUAGUACGGGAAAGGGUAGGAGUUAGUGUUUUCAACUGGAAGAAGGUAACAAAAGAAGUCAAGGAAAAACUAUGGGAAGAGAUAACGGUAAAUAAUAAAGUACUUGCCAAAGAUGAAAUACCACCCCGGUCAUUAAUGUGGUGUAAAGGACGUGAAAACAAAGCAGGCGAAAUAGAAGAUGCUAAUGUAAAACUCAUGGCAGAAAAACUAGUGGAACAUGAAAAACAAAUUAAAGAUGGAGAUGUGAAGCUUGAUCCUGGGAUAGAUGCCAUGUCAUUAGUCUUUGGCAAGGAUAAUGGUGGAUUCUUAAAAGGGGUUGGCACAGGUGUGACUGCUAGUAGAUAUUUCAAUAUUCCUAGAACCAAAGGAUCUUCAAAAGAACAAAUUGCGGACCUAAAGUUUGAACUACAGAAUGAGAGACUUGAGCUCCAGAAAAAAGAUGAAGAACUUAAAGCGUUGUCAACAAAGGUGAGAGAACAAGAUAAAACACUAAAGCUAGUUUUAGCUCAUCUUGAAUCACAAGGAACAAUGAUACCAAAUCUAACAUCUCAUCCGAAUCAGUCUCCAACACAAGUCUUUUCAGUGGACAAGAAUGUUGAAUCUCAUGGUACUCCUGUUACUAAUACUAUCAUAGAGAAAACACCUAUCACAGAUAAAGCAUUGACAAAUGAACCAGUUACACGAGUAAGUAAUAACAAAAACCGGCAAAAUAAUGUUGAAUCUAAGAGUGUGACUACAAAUUCACAUCCAAAAACAAAAGAUACUCAUUCACCAAAACUCCCACAGACAAUGAAGACGACGAAGUGCAUUCUACAAUAUCCAGAUAAUAGAAGCAACGUUGCUUAUGGUACAGUUUACAUUUCUUCAGAAAGACAAGCCAUUCAUGGAGUUCCACUUCAAGACGACUGCUAUAAAGUAUCAAUUGAUGAAGUGAUAAAGGGAGCUGCAUUUUUACCAUAUCAAAACGGUGAUAUCAAAACAGUUGAGGAGGCACAUAAAACUUUUGUUGCAUGGCCCAAAUACCUUGUCAAAUGUGACAAAAAGAUACCACGAAUGAGAUCAACUCAAGAUGAUGAAUGUAAAAGCUCCAAGAAGCAAAAAAAAAGUUUUAUAACAAGAGAGAGCCUUGGCAAGCAUACAAGGAGCACUUUCAACAAGACUAAACAAAUCUAGUUUU
Messenger RNA from Lactuca saligna, 1495 nucleotides. NCBI's taxonomy places the organism in Eukaryota, Viridiplantae, Streptophyta, Magnoliopsida, Asterales, Asteraceae. The record is from the annotation of a GenBank genome assembly.